This is a messenger RNA of Nicotiana attenuata, 372 nucleotides long. RefSeq lists its product as uncharacterized. The coding region runs from base 1 to 372 and encodes 123 amino acids. The transcript is spliced from 2 exons. The record is from RefSeq and is a predicted model, not a curated record. Lineage: Eukaryota; Viridiplantae; Streptophyta; Magnoliopsida; Solanales; Solanaceae.
AUGUCUCGCAAGUUCAACUUUCAAGACUUGGCGACUGUGACACUAACUCAGACCUGCAGUGUUGUCGUGACAAGACCUAUUGCUGAGAAGCUACCCGACCCAGGGAGUUUUACAAUUCCGUGCACCAUAGGGAGCUAUGCUUUUGCCAAAGCAUUGUGUGAUUUGGGGGCGAGCAUAUACUUGAUGUCCUUGUCUAUCUAUAAAAGGUUAGGCAUUGGAAGGGUUGGAAAGUUUGUGUUUCCGGUAGAUUUUAUUAUUCUAGAUUGCCAGGUUGAUGAAGAGAUUCUUAUAAUUUUGGGAAGGCCAUUCCUGGCUGUAGGGAGAGCUUUGAUUGAUUGUGAACUAGGAGAUAAAGAUGAGACUGAACGAUGA